Molecule: messenger RNA, 927 nt
Organism: Laccaria bicolor S238N-H82
Lineage: Eukaryota; Fungi; Basidiomycota; Agaricomycetes; Agaricales; Hydnangiaceae
Exons: 7
Coding region: 1-927 (308 amino acids)
Biological process (GO): purine nucleobase biosynthetic process
Cellular component (GO): cytosol
Molecular function (GO): methylenetetrahydrofolate dehydrogenase (NAD+) activity; methylenetetrahydrofolate dehydrogenase (NADP+) activity
Source: RefSeq, a predicted model, not a curated record
AUGGCUACAGAACGAAAGGGCCUUCUCCUCAAGGCAGAUCCGAUCUCUGCUGCUUUUCGAGACGAAGUCAAGAAAGAUCUCGAGGCGUGCUCGUCUCGACCCAAGCUUGUUGGAAUCCUGGCAACAUCAUCCGCCCCGAGUAACAACUACGCCGAAUUCACAAGGAAGCAAUGCGAGGAGCUUGGAUUUGAAUUUGUUUUGAAGAAGACGGGGGCAGCGUUGUCGUCCGACCUGGCCGCCGGGGAGGGUGUCGAGGAAGCGAUCAUUGAUGCUAACGAGGACGAUAGCGUGCAUGGUAUCAUGGUCUAUUACCCAAUAUUUGGAGUUCAGCAGGAUCACUACCUGCAGCAGGUCGUUUCACCUCUAAAGGAUGUCGAAGGAUUACAUUUCAAGUUCCACUAUAAUCUAUACCACAAGUAUGAACCUCCCCCAGGAACUGUCAAGUCGAUUAUUCCGUGCACCCCGCUGGCCAUCGUCAAAUGCUUAGAAUUUGUUGGCGUGUAUAACACGAUUCUGCCUUACGGUGACCGCGCUUAUGGGAAAACAAUCACCGUAAUCAACCGCUCGGAGGUUGUUGGAAGGCCUCUUGCGGCCCUUCUAGCCAACGACGGAGCUCGCGUCCUAUCCGUUGACAUUGACUCUAUCCACGUACCAUACUUUAGCACAUUGGCUCAAAAAUACCACCCCCGGCAUAUCGUUCACCCCAGCAAUUUGACUUUGGAAGAAUGCCUUGCCAUCUCGGAUGUCGUGGUCUCUGCUGUCCCCAGUCCGAGUUACAAAGUGAAAACUGCCCUCUUGAAGGACGGCUGCAUCUGCUUGAACGUCGCCUCUGACAAGAACUUUGAAAAAGACGUUCGAGACAAGGCAUCCCUAUACAUCCCUGCUGUCGGAAAAGUUACCAUCCUUAUGUUACUUCGGAAUUUGUGA